This is a messenger RNA of Zeugodacus cucurbitae (melon fly), 423 nucleotides long. Its product is annotated as glutamate dehydrogenase, mitochondrial-like. The transcript has 2 exons. Gene Ontology annotation, biological process: L-glutamate catabolic process. The record is from RefSeq and is a predicted model, not a curated record. Gene Ontology annotation, cellular component: mitochondrion. NCBI's taxonomy places the organism in Eukaryota, Metazoa, Arthropoda, Insecta, Diptera, Tephritidae. Gene Ontology annotation, molecular function: L-glutamate dehydrogenase (NAD+) activity. The annotation marks the transcript as partial.
GUGAUCGUACAAGGGUUUGGCAAUGUCGGUUCCCAUGCAUCCGUUUUUGUAGUGGAAGCCGGUGCCAAACUGAUCGGUGUUCAAGAAUUUGACGUGUCUCUAGUAAAUGAGAAUGGCAUUGAUCCAAAGGACUUAAUGGAGUAUUAUGCAAAAAAUAAUAAAUCAAUCAAGGGCUAUACCAAAGCCACCGAAAAAGAGGGCAGUUUGUUGGGUGAAAAAUGCGAUAUACUAAUGCCUUGCUCUAUGCAAAAGGUUCUCACUGUCGAAAAUGCUAACAGUGUACAAGCCAAGAUGAUUUUAGAAGGCGCUAAUGGUCCUUCGACGCCAGCUGCCGAUGAAAUAUUACGUAAAAAGAAUGUACUCAUUAUACCGGAUUUGUUUUGCAAUGCUGGCGGUGUAACGGUAUCCUACUUUGAGUACUUA